UGCGUGCCUAGCCUGCAUCAGGCCCUACAUUCUGUCCCAACACAGGGGCACAUGCCUAUAAUUCCAGCACUUGGGAGGUGGAGGCAGGAGGAUCAGAAGUUCAAGGUCAUCCUCAGCUCUAUAGUUAAUCUAAGGGGCUCCUGUCCUGCAUGGUGAAGGAGUGGUGGGUUGCAGGGGUCUGGGGUAGAUCAUCUUGAUCAGACCCUGCCUCUGACCCUGAGAGUGGUUCCUGCCUGUCCAUCUCCAGGCUCCCCUGCACUGAUGAACAUCAUGCAGAACUGGUAUUCCUUAUUCACCCCGGUGGAGGCAGCCACCAUCGUGGCGGUGACAGGUACCACCCACACCACUCUGCUGCGGCUGCAGCUGGACACUCCGGGGCGGGAGGAGCUAUGGGCCUGCGCACGCACCCUGGCACUGCAGUGCGCCAUGAAGGACCCCCAGAACUGCGCUUUGCCAGCCUUGACGCUGUGUGAGAAGAACCACGCGGCCUUUGAGGCAGCCUACCAGAUCGUGCUGGAUGCAGCAGCCGGUGGCCUCGGCCAUGCACACCUCUUCACAGUGGCACGCUACAUGGAGCACCGUGGCCUGCCACUGCGGGCCUACAAGCUGGCCACACUAGCCUUGGCGCAGCUCAGCAUCGCCUUCAACCAGGACAGCCACCCUGCCGUCAACGAUGUGCUGUGGGCUUGCUCUCUCAGCCACUCGCUGGGCCGGCAGGAACUGUCAGCCAUCGUGCCCCUCAUUAUCCGCAGCAUCCAAUGUGCACCGAUGCUCUCCGACAUCCUGCGUCGCUGGACGCUCUCGGCACCGGGCCUGGGCCCACUGGGGGCCCGCAGGGCGGCCAAGCCUCUGGGUGCCGACAGGGCACCUCUCUGCCAGCUCCUGGAUGCUGCGGUGGCUGCCUACACCCCCACCAGCCACUCUCGCCUCACUCACAUCAGCCCGCGCCACUACGGGGACUUCAUUGAAUUCCUGGGCAAAGCCCGAGAGACCUUCCUGCUGGCCCCCGAUGGGCACCUGCAGUUCUCGCAGUUCUUAGAGAACCUCAAACAGACAUACAAGGGCAAGAAGAAGCUGAUGCUGCUGGUGCGAGAGCGGUUUGGAUGAGGGGCUGCAGGGAGCAGAGGCCUGGGGCCUCCCCCAGCCUGCCUCCCUGACACCAGAGGCCCUUUGGGCUUUUCAGUAUUAAGUCAGGGAAGGUAGAAGCAGGAAGUGGUACCCUGACAUGUGUGUGCCUAGGAGUGUGCAGACAUGCGGGAAAUCUGAAGCCAUACUGCCACCUAGUCGCCUGGAAGGGGGUAUGUGCCUAGGCUCCCCACAAGCUCUGACUCCCCCAAAUUCACAGGUUAACUGGGGAUUCCAGAAGGGCUGGGAGGCAGAACUUUCCUGAAAGUAGUCCUCAAAGUCAGUGUAGCAGAACCUCUGCAACCCACCCAGGUGGCUGGGGAGCUUCACAUUAGGGCAUCUAAAUAACUUUGUUCUCCCUCACCCACUGCUCAGGGGUCCUGUCCCACUGUCCUGUGUUCUCUGCUCAUGUGGCCCCUCUGCUCAUGUGGCCCCGCACAGACCAAUGCUUUACCACCACUGAA
Nannospalax galili (Upper Galilee mountains blind mole rat) is the source of this 1589-nucleotide messenger RNA. RefSeq names its product zinc finger SWIM domain-containing protein 4. The record is from RefSeq and is a predicted model, not a curated record. The transcript has a single exon. NCBI's taxonomy places the organism in Eukaryota, Metazoa, Chordata, Mammalia, Rodentia, Spalacidae. Bases 262 to 1107 code for a protein of 281 amino acids. Gene Ontology annotation, cellular component: Cul2-RING ubiquitin ligase complex.